AUGAAACUGAUCUUCUGUUUGAGUGUCCUUGUUGGGACGCUAUUCUCCGCCCACUCGUCUGUGCAGAAAGAAGACCACGCUCCCUACUUGGUGUACCUCAAGUCUCACUUCAACCCAUGCGUGGGCGUCCUCAUCAAAACCAACUGGGUGCUGGCCCCGGCUCACUGCUACUUACCUGAAAACCUGAAAGUGAUGCUGGGAAAUUUCAGGAUCAGAAUCAGAGAUGGGACAGAGCAGACUCUUAAUCCCGUCAACAUUGUCCGCUACUGGAACUACAGUCACAGCUACCCCCAGGAUGACCUCAUGCUCGUUAAGCUGGCUAAGCCAGCCAACCUCAGCCACAAGGUCCAGCCCCUCGACCUCGCCACCAGCAACGUCCGGCCGGGCACCGUCUGUCUGCUUUCAGGUUUGGACUGGAGCAAAGACAACAAUGGGCUUCACGAAGUGGCCGUUGCUACUGUCAUCUGCAAAAACAAGCUCCAGGGGAUCGAGGUUGGACAUUUCAUGGGAGGGGAUGUCGGCAUCUAUACCAACGUUCACCAAUACGUAUCCUGGAUUGAGAACGUCACUAAAGACAAAUGA
This is a messenger RNA of Hipposideros armiger (great roundleaf bat), 582 nucleotides long. RefSeq names its product serine protease 37 (gene PRSS37). The record is from RefSeq and is a predicted model, not a curated record. Lineage: Eukaryota; Metazoa; Chordata; Mammalia; Chiroptera; Hipposideridae. Gene Ontology annotation, molecular function: serine-type endopeptidase activity. The transcript is spliced from 5 exons. Gene Ontology annotation, cellular component: acrosomal vesicle. The coding region runs from base 1 to 582 and encodes 193 amino acids. Gene Ontology annotation, biological process: proteolysis; positive regulation of acrosome reaction.